AUGUCGCCUACGGUGCCUUUUGUCAGCCCCCCAAAGCUGCUAGGACCAUUUAGCGCGCUCGAGGAUUGCGAUUUCUCCUUUGUGGGAGAGGGCGCUUCAAACGUCGUCUUUGAAGUCCGCGUACCACCCAGCAAGCGGGGCAGUAUCAGUAGCAAACUUUUCGAAGGUACGGGAAACCUCCUUCGGGUGCCCAAGGCCGGCACAAAAGCUUACAGUUAUGAGGACCUUCAUGCGUAUUGGGAGACAGUCGUGAAGCCGCUGUUCGAGCCCCAGAACUUGGUCCAGCAUCAGCUCAUUCUGCUCGGCGGUGAGGCUGUCAUCAGACGGCUCAACUCCAUCCUUGAAAAAGAGGAUGCCACGCGCAGAGCCGAUUUUCGGGGAAGCAGAGUGGCCAUGGCGAAGUAUGGGAUGUUGAUCGAGGACAUGCGACAGAGACACCCGGACGACCUGACGUUCGAGUUCAAGCCCAAGUGGCUCGCCCAAUCCCCCAGCGCGCCACCAACAGCAACUCGUUGCCGCAACUGCGCUCGCGAGGCGCUCAAACGUCAUGCCAACCCAGACAGACAACCAAAGUCCUCAGCCAUCCUCUGCCCUCUCGACUUCCGUACUUGUGCAACCUCACCCAUCUCCCUAGCCAAUGUCUUAAACCAUCUAACCCCACGAGUACACAAGCCAACGGCCAACGCCCAUCCCCCAAGUGUGUCCCUAAAUGGACACUCCCCGGCGUCUCCCCGCCCCACCCCCUCCCAAUCAGCACGGCUGCGGCACUGGCUCCAAACCAACACGCUUCUUCCACGUCUGCGGCAGGCACAGCUCGCUAACGACGGGCUCGGCCCGCUGGGCGCGGAUGCGAGCGACCCGCACUUUCAGCUGGCCAUGACACUCCGCGACUGCACCUGUUUCGUGCGGGUCCCUGCCAAUCCGGAGCUUCCGAUUGAAGCGAAGCUGGCCGAUCUGGACAAGAAGAAUUGGAUGGCCAAGAUGGAGUAUUGGCGGGCUAUGGAGCAGAAAUUGAUUGAAGGGGGGUAUUAUGAGGGCAAAGAGGUGCCGAGAAUGGAGACAGGGUGUGUGCUUGAACGGGAGAGAGGUUGGAUGAAGGGGAUAGGGGAGCAGGUAAAAGAAGUGAAGGAUGACGAUGGGGUUUGA
This is a messenger RNA of Thermochaetoides thermophila DSM 1495, 1146 nucleotides long. RefSeq names its product inositol pentakisphosphate 2-kinase-like protein. Gene Ontology annotation, biological process: inositol phosphate biosynthetic process. Gene Ontology annotation, molecular function: inositol-1,3,4,5,6-pentakisphosphate 2-kinase activity; ATP binding. The record is from RefSeq and is a predicted model, not a curated record. Bases 1 to 1146 code for a protein of 381 amino acids. The transcript is spliced from 3 exons. Lineage: Eukaryota; Fungi; Ascomycota; Sordariomycetes; Sordariales; Chaetomiaceae. Gene Ontology annotation, cellular component: nucleus.